Messenger RNA from Rubroshorea leprosula, 936 nucleotides. Lineage: Eukaryota; Viridiplantae; Streptophyta; Magnoliopsida; Malvales; Dipterocarpaceae. The record is from the annotation of a GenBank genome assembly.
AAUCGAUCUGGAACCUCUAUAAUAUAUGGAAAACCCUCUAAUAUAUAGAUUAUAUAGAUUUAGAUUUCAUUCGAAUUCGAAGCGGAUUCUUUUUAGAUUCAAGGACUAAGUACUGAAUCAAAAUAAAAAGCAGAGAAUAAGCCCGCUACGUUAUAAUGGAACUCAUGUUUGAUAGAAAACUUAGAUCACAUAAAUUCAACGAAGGAGGUAGGGUUGAUUAACAAGUCACCGAUCAAAAAAUGGCAAAAAAGAAAGUAUUCAUUCCCCUUCUCUCUCUUACAUCCAUAGUAUUUUUGCCUUGGUGGAUCUCUCUCCUUUUUAAUAAAAGUCUGAAACCCUGGAUUACUCAUUGGUGGAAUACUAGGCAAUCCGAAAUUCUGUUGAAUGAUAUUCAAGAAAAAAAUAUUCUACAACAAUUCAUAGAAUUAGAGGAACUCUUCCUGUUGGACGAAAUGAUAAAAGAAUAUCCGGAAACACAUUUACAAAAACUUCGUAUAGGAAUCCAAAAGGAAACGAUCCAAUUGCUAAAGGCGCACAAUGCGGGUUGUAUCGAUACGAUUUUGCACUUUUCGACAAAUAUAAUCUGUUUCGUUAUUCUAAGUGGUUAUUCAUUUUUGGGUAGUGAGGAGCUUGGUAUUCUUAACUCUUGGGUUAAAGAAUUCCUAUAUAAUUUAAGUGACACAAUAAAAGCUUUUUCUAUUCUUUUUUUAACUGAAUUAUUUACCGGAUACCAUUCGACGCAUGGUUGGGAACUAAUGAUUGGCUAUAUCUACAAAGAUUUUGGAUUUUCUCAUAAUGAUCAGAUUCUAUCUGUUCUUGUUUCCACCCUUCCGGUCCUUAUAGAUACAUUUUAAAAAUAUUGGACCUUUCAGUAUUUAAAUCGUGUAUCUCCAUCCCUUGUAAUUAUUUAUCGUUCAAUGAAAGAGAGUCGCUGAU